CAACCCCGCGCUGCUCGACGGCUCAGUUGCUUAACACCGCGAGGACGACACGGUUGCGCCACGACGGCAAACACGCUGCUCUCACCAUCGGGACCAUCCCUUCGAAGCGAUCGUACGCCGCGAUAUUUAUUGCCACGCUCCUUUGAAAAUGACCAAGUCGCGAUCGGGUGUUAAUUGAACAAGAGUCCAUUGCGUGCGCGCUUCAUCGAACGGGAUCUCUCUUGGAAUUUGGACAAACGCGCCUUUAGGUCUAAUAUACACCUGGAGAGAAUAUCUAAAAAUCAUUCCGUGACACAAAGAUAUCUAAGUUGGCUCUAACAAACGCGUGAUAUCAAUCGCUGAAGAGGGAUUAUAUGGACAUAGGCGCGAUCAAAGCCCUGGAUAUAAUCUGUGUUAGAGAUGUAUGCAAGACAUACGUUGGCUGGCGUUUCUUGUCGAGAGUGCCGAUGAACCCCGGUCAAAACUCUUGGAAUAGUGUCAACUUUGAACUUUGGAUCGUCCUGUUCUCCGGACACAAUCAUCAGGUUUGGGUGCGGUGUUUGCACGUCGGUAUCAUCCCCAUUGUGUCUGAAAAAGAAGUUAUCACCGGUUAUCUUUGAAAUCAAUCUUUCUCUCUCAAAGAAAAUGAAAGAAGACGGUUUUCCAGAGUAUGGAACAACUCACUCAAGCUUGUACGUGCUUCUAUGAGUGAAACUUGACUAUGCGCGACACUCUCUGCGUGUGUUGUUUAGUGUUAAUGCCGAAAAGAAGAGACAAAGCUUCGAGUUACACUGAAAAGGCUUCGCGUACAAGCGCACAAAACAGUGUCGUGACAAACGACGGACAGAGCAAUCUGUACCUGAUCACAACGAAAUAUUUAUUUCAACGAAGUGGAGAACACAAGAGCAAGUAAAAAUUAUACAUCGUCGCGAUAUGAGCGAAAGAAAGUAGAAUUUCUCGUGUCCAUUUAACGAAACCUAUUGUUCACGUUCACCGACGGUUAACGAAACAUUGACAAGAUUGAUCGUUUUGCUAGCGAUAUCUGUCAUCACAACGAAAAUAAAUCGAAACAAAUCGUAUUCUGUCAUUGCAGAGCACUGAGUUGAUGUAUUUGCUGUAAAUAUUUGUUAAGGAAUCUUAGUUUUCAUAAAUAUGUACAAAAACGUCAUAUGAUUUGUUAGAUCUCCGCAUUUAGGCCUCCUUUCAUGUCAAUCGCACAUAAUACAACUUCAAGAAAAUCAAAUUUUCAACGGCCUUAAAGCAAAUAUUUCAUAACACUUCAGUGAAAUACUUGUAUGGCAAUACCCGUCGCACAGUGAUGUCAGGGUCUACCAGUUUUGAAACUGUUAUUACGUUUAUUCUGGCAAUUUUGCAACGAAUCCUACUGAAACUAGCAUCAAUUUUGUAAAAUUGUCAGAAAUUUUACAGUAUAUUCACUGAUUUCUGUGCUUAAUUUAUAAUCUAAUAUGAGAUUAAGUUAAAAUCCAAGAAAUAUACAACGAUUCUCUUUGAUCGAAUUCCUGAACGUCGGAAGCAUCUUCCGAGGAAACCGAACAACGAUCCAGGAGACCUAAUCUUUAUAAUCACACGAACACAAUCACACGAAGGCAAGAUAGAUAAGUUCGUUCUUUUGAAUGUACACUUUGAUGUUGGCUAGCGGUUUCGACCCAAUAUCCGCUUGUCAACACCUUCAUUACGUGCCUAUCGUGAAAUUCGAGGAUCAAGGAUCGACGCAGAUCACUUGGUUCUCGUGAACAAGCAAAUGAGAAUGUCACUUUGAACCCGUGCGAUCUCAGUCAAAGAACCCGAAGAUGCCGCAGCAGCAGCAACGAUCGGCUUUCGCGAUUCAAGAGCUGCUGGGCCUAGAUGGUACCGGAAACAGGAGCGGGACCGAUCGCGGGGGAUCCCCGCAAAGUUCGCCGCCCGCCGGUGUCUCGGCUGUUUCCUAUGCCCCAGCUGCGCCUCAUCACUCAAAAUUAUGGGAAUACAUGCCCAGCUUAAAUCAUUUAGGCAAUCUGGGGAAUCUGGGAAAUCUGGGGAAUCUGGGCAAUCUCACGGCCUCAAGGAUGGCCUACCUGAAUGCGCAGGCGGCCGUGGCGGCCGCCUUUCUACCGCCGCCCCAUCCCCACCCAGCCCACCACGUACCGCAUCAUCAGGUACAUCAAUCGGGCCAACUUCCGGCAUCGCCGCCCGGCGUCAACCUGCAUCCUGCGGCACAUGCGCAGCACGUACUGCCCGGUACGGCUGUAACCACAAAUCAUCAUCAACAUAGCCCGACUCAACACACACCGCCUCAUGGAUAUUCGCAAUCAAAAGGAUCAUUUCCGAACACGAGUCCAGGUGUCGGACACAACAUAGAAUCAGGGAAGGACUUCACAGUGGACGGACUCUCGGGUUUCAGCAAAAAGAAAAAGAAAAAGCGUCGUCAUAGGACGAUCUUCACGUCACAGCAGCUGGAGGCGCUGGAGGCAGCCUUCAAGGAGGCCCAUUAUCCUGACGUCUACGCUCGCGAGAUGCUAAGUCUGAGAACGGAUCUACCUGAAGACAGGAUACAGGUAUGGUUUCAAAAUCGGAGAGCAAAAUGGCGCAAAACGGAGAAAUGUUGGGGCAGAAGUACUAUAAUGGCAGAAUACGGUUUAUACGGAGCGAUGGUCCGACAUUCCUUACCACUUCCGGAAACGAUCUUAAGAAGUGCCAAGGAAAAUGAAUCCGUUGCGCCGUGGCUGUUAGCUCAAUCGUCUAAGACAAGCAGCUUUAACCAAGAUUUCGAAUGUAAUCAAGAACUGAUUGACUGUGGACCUGUAGGGAUGCAUCGAAAGUCGCUCGAGGCAGCAGAGCAUCUCAAAUCUGGCGGAGAGGACAGCGGUAACGAUCAAAACGGAAGCGGAAGCAGCCCCAAUCAUAAUCACCAUCAAGGAGGACCAACCAGUUCGGAAAGCGGACAGGAGAGUCAGGAUGGUAUGGGACCUUCGUCAUCUACGAGUGUUGUACAGGAUACAGAGCAACUCAGAAACGAGAGUAUUGCCUGUUUAAGAGCGAAAGCGCAGCAGCAUCAGCUACAAUUGAGCCUGCAACCAACAUCAGCACCGCCUGGCGGAUCGUAUCCGUCGGCACCACAAUCCAGCACAUUGCACACCUCGGUUUAAUCGCAAUUAUAUACAAGCUCUUCUCUCCUGAUAGUUCCGUGUCCGAUAUUUUUGCUGCUGAUACGGAAGCACAUCGUCCUGCCCGGCAGACUGUCGUAGGUGAAUCGGCAGCAUCGAUUUCAAAAUCAAGUGAUAUUUUUUUAAUGGGUACAUUAGAUGAGGAUGUGGAUCCUUUCGAGGAUCUUACUAUAUAAGGAUUUUACCGGGAUCACUUUUGAGAUUAAUCUCACAGUCAGACUGCAGCGAUCGUGGUGAUCGUUGAUGAUCUCGAAUUGAUUUCCGAUUGAUACGAUUCUGAUAUAAUACUACGUUCCUCGUUUUCGCGCCGUUUUCGCGAAUUUUUGCGACAAUUGAGAUUAUCCGAUAAUUCAGAAUAAAUCUUUCGUGAAUGUUAAAGAUACAUGCGAGAUAUGUACAAGCACAACGAAGCGUGACGAACCAACCGAUCGAGCGCCUGUUUCGCGUUAUCAUGCCUCGCGCAGCAAUUAGGCAGGCUUAUAAAUCGACACGGAUCCGUGUAAAUCCACCGCAACGACUUGACGUACAAUGAUAAAAGACAUUAACGGUAUCCUCAUAAUGAGUUUCGAGAGAAACGAAUUGCCGCCGGAAAGAGAAUGAACAAUGAAACUAAUUGUUAAGUUUAAUCUUUAUCAACGAAAUAAUAUAGCCUACUGACGAUUGGUAUAACGUACAAUGAAAGGUCAUAAGAAUUACACGUCGUCAACAAAUCUUUAGAGAAAAAUUUUUCAAAAAAAAAAUCGUUGGCGAAGAACGAGGCUUGAUUAUUUCCCGGUUGAUAUAAAUCAAGAACCGGCAGAUAAGAGUGAACAAAACUACCUAAGUAGAAUAUAAUCGCUUUUCAUAGUGCGACAGUAUAUGUAUGCAUGUAUGUGUGUGUGUAUGUGCAUAUGUAUGUAUGUGUGUAUGUGUGUAUAAAAGACAUGCGAAAGAAAAAGAGACAGAAUGAAGCGUGAUAAGAAAAUUUCGUCUUCAGAGCGUAAAUUUGCAACGAAUGUUGAGCAACGCAAAGAAUGAAGGAAAUAGAAAGAAGGAAAGAGAGGUUGUAUGAAAUAUUUAGCAGAAUAACAGAUUAUAUGAACACAUCGAAGAAGAUAAACCCGAAGACUUCAUAUUAUACAUAUACAUAACAAGCGCUCCCAAGACUUAUAAAUUUAUGACAACAUGCAAGCAUCGAAAGUUGAAUCGACCGUUAAAUUCAUGUGUGUAUUUGAGAGAAAAAGAGAGAUAUUAUAUGUGUAGAUGUGUAUA
This is a messenger RNA of Formica exsecta, 4394 nucleotides long. RefSeq names its product pituitary homeobox 1-like. Gene Ontology annotation, cellular component: nucleus. Gene Ontology annotation, biological process: regulation of transcription by RNA polymerase II. Gene Ontology annotation, molecular function: sequence-specific double-stranded DNA binding; DNA-binding transcription factor activity, RNA polymerase II-specific. The transcript is spliced from 7 exons. The coding region runs from base 1791 to 3125 and encodes 444 amino acids. The record is from RefSeq and is a predicted model, not a curated record. NCBI's taxonomy places the organism in Eukaryota, Metazoa, Arthropoda, Insecta, Hymenoptera, Formicidae.